UGGCGGUGACGUCAUCGGAAGCCAAGCCCGUGGAGAAGCCAGGCUCGGCUCGUGUGCCCUGGCCGACGGGAGUCAGGCGCGACGCGUGGCCCUCGCCGCUUCCGGGGGAGCGAGCGGUGCGUGCCCAGGCUCCAGUGCCGGCUCCGAGCACCGAGUCUGGAGUAGCCCUCCUGCGUAACCUGUAUUCGGAGCACUUCGUGUGGGAGAGACCGAGGUGGUGGCCUCGUGACAGCCUGGUCGGGCGACAGACGAGCCCGGCGAUGAGUGAGAAGCUGGACACGGAAGUAAAGCAAAGGGAGAGACGUGCAGCCCAUGCGGACGGGGUGGGGUUAGGUUGGGGAGCACAUGGAGGCCUGCGGCCCGGAUGCCAGUGCGGCGUACAGCCCUGCAGCCCCGGGAUGUCACGAGGAAGAGGGGCCUGGACCAGCUGCCGGGCCUGGAGCUCAGCCUGGGCUCUACGGCUACAUAAGGGAUGACCUGUUCACCUCCGAGAUCUUUAAACUGGAGCUGCAAAAUGUGCCUCGCCAUGCCAGUUUCAGUGACGUCCGGCGCUUUCUGGGCCGAUUUGGCCUACAAUCCCACAAGAUCAAACUCUUUGGACAGCCACCUUGUGCCUUUGUAACAUUUCGCAGCGCUGCUGAACGAGACAAGGCCUUGCGAGUGCUGCACGGUGCUCUCUGGAAAGGCCGCCCCCUCAGCGUGCGCCUGGCCCGACCCAAGGCUGACCCCAUGGCUAGAAAGAGGCGGCAGGAAGGCGAUAGUGAGCCAACAGCUACGCAAAUUGCCGACGUGGUGACCCCGCUUUGGACAGUACCCUACUCUGAGCAGCUGGAGCAGAAACGGCUGGAAUGUGAACGGGUGCUGCAGAAACUGGCCAAGGAAAUUGGGAGCACCAACCGUGCCCUGCUACCCUGGCUGCUCACACAGAGACAACAGCAUAAUAAGGCUUGUUGCCCACUGGAGGGGGUCAGGCCAUCACCCCAGCAGACUGAAUACCGCAAUAAGUGUGAGUUUCUGGUCGGAGUUGGGGUGGAUGGAGAAGACAACACGGUUGGCUGCAGGCUCGGCAAGUACAAGGGCGGAACCUGUGCUGUGGCGGCCCCCUUUGACACUGUGCACAUUCCAGAGGCCACGAAGCAGGUGGUGAAGGCCUUCCAGGAAUUCAUUCGGUCCACCCCAUACUCGGCAUAUGACCCUGAGACAUAUACAGGCCACUGGAAGCAGCUGACUGUUCGUACCAGCCGCAGAGGCCAGGCCAUGGCCAUUGCCUACUUCCACCCCCAGAAACUGAGCUCGGAGGAGUUGGCAGGGCUGAAGGCCUCCCUGGUGUACCACUUCAUGGAAGGGCCAGGCAAGGCCAGUGGGGUGACCUGCCUCUACUUUGUGGAAGAGGGACAGAGGAAGACUCCCAGCCAGGAAGGCCUGCCCCUGGAGCAUAUGGCUGGUGACCAGUGCAUCCAGGAGGACCUGCUGGGGCUGACCUUCCGUAUCUCCCCUCACGCAUUCUUCCAGGUAAACACACCUGCAGCUGAAGUGCUCUACACAGUCAUCCAGGAAUGGGCUCAGCUGGAUGGGGGCAGUACCGUGCUGGAUGUAUGCUGUGGCACUGGCACCAUAGGCCUGGCCCUGGCCCGGAAAGUGAAGAGAGUAGUUGGGAUUGAGCUGUGCCAGGAGGCUGUGGAGGAUGCCCGUGUGAAUGCCCGUACCAAUGAGUUGAACAACGUUGAAUUCCACUGCGGCAGGGCUGAGGAUCUUGUGCCGGGCUUGGUGAGCAGACUGUCCUCCCAGCAACUUGUAGCUGUCCUAGACCCACCACGGGCAGGCCUACAUUCCAAGGUGAUUCUGGCCAUUCGUAGAGCUGAGAACAUCAAGCGACUCCUGUAUGUUUCCUGCAAUCCCCGGGCAGCCAUGGGCAACUUUGUGGACCUCUGCAGGGCCCCAUCUAACAGAGUAAAAGGCAUCCCAUUCCGUCCAGUCAAGGCUGUGGCCGUGGACCUAUUCCCACAGACUCCACACUGCGAGAUGCUCAUCCUGUUUGAGAGGAUGGAACAACACCCUAACGGCAUAGGAGCCCUGGGGCAUCAGGACUCUCAAACCCCAAGAAAUCCUCCUGAUGCCACCCCAAAGGAAACAGAGACUUCCCUCUCAUCCGAGGUCUUGGGAACUGCAGAAGUACAGAACAAAAGCUGAAAGCUCCUUGCAGCUCCCUACUAAGCAGAGGGUGGCAGGCAAACAGCGGUGGGCAGGAGACUGACCUAGCUGGUACUACCAACACCUGUGUCCUGUAAUGGGACAGCCCGACUCCAGAAUAAAUGAUUGCUGAUUUGCUGA
Molecule: messenger RNA, 2331 nt
Organism: Peromyscus maniculatus bairdii (prairie deer mouse)
Lineage: Eukaryota; Metazoa; Chordata; Mammalia; Rodentia; Cricetidae
Gene: Trmt2a
Product: tRNA methyltransferase 2A
Biological process (GO): RNA processing
Molecular function (GO): RNA methyltransferase activity; RNA binding
Source: RefSeq, a predicted model, not a curated record